Molecule: messenger RNA, 2601 nt
Organism: Paramormyrops kingsleyae
Lineage: Eukaryota; Metazoa; Chordata; Actinopteri; Osteoglossiformes; Mormyridae
Source: RefSeq, a predicted model, not a curated record
CUUUAAAAAGCAGUUAUCUUCCUAUUGGAUAUACUCCGUGAUCGCUGUGCACCAAUAAAAACCACGACUGUACAGAGAGAUCUACUCCCUCCCCCAUCUUCAGCAUCCUAACCCUUACAAUGCCCAGAGCUUGGAGAGACGGAACUGCGCUCACACGCAGACAGCUGAUCAAAAGGAAUUCAAUGGAUCUUAUAAUUAAAUCUAAUAUUUUAAUGAUUUUUAUCAUUUGAUUUGCUCUGCUAUGCAUUUCGAAAUCAAACCUUUGCGUGAAUUUCUAGCGGAUCUACACUAGAAAUGAGGACCUGGACGUGGAAACAGAUCUGGGAAUGGAUGGCGCUGUGUAUUUUUUUCUUUCUCUUGUGGAAUACAAUAGACGCACAGAUUCGUUACACUGUUCCCGAGGAGCGGAGCCUGGGUUCCGUUGUUGGGAAUAUAGCUAAAGAUCUGGGUUUGAGAAUAGCUGAGAUUUCUGACCGCAAGCUGCGGAUCGCCUCUGAGGCUGGUAAGCAGUAUUUCAGCUUGGAUUUGGGAAAGGGGGAGCUUACUGUCAGCGAUAGAAUCGACAGAGAGAGUCUGUGCGGACAAAGCAACGUGUGCUUAUUGCCUUUACAGUUAGUGGUUGAGGCCCCCCUAGAAUUUUUCCGUGUGGAAAUUGAAAUUCAGGACAUAAAUGACAAUUCUCCCCGCUUCCCUACACAACAGCGCACUUUAAAAAUCGCAGAAUCAACGUCAACCGGGGUACGGUUCCCAUUGGAGAGCGCGCUGGAUCCCGAUGUAGGUAGUAAUUCUCUGAAAUAUUACAUGCUUAAUAAAGAUGAAUGCUUCAGCGUCAAAGUAAAAAAUCUCGACGAUGGGCGAAAGGUUCCCGAGUUAGUUUUAGAGAAGUCUCUUGAUCGCGAAAAGCAGGAUGUCCAUCAGUUAUUACUGACUGCUACAGACGGUGGGAAUCCGGCGCAAUCGGGAACUACACAAAUCACAAUUAUCGUGCUUGAUAUUAACGACAAUAUUCCUGUUUUUGAAAACGCAUUGUACAAAAUCACUAUAAAUGAGAACAGUUCAAAAGAUACUUCACUAAUCCGACUUAAAGCAACGGACUUGGAUGAGGGUCUAAAUGGAGAAGUAAAUUAUUACUUUGGUGAGCAUACAUCGGAAACGGAUAGUUCAACGUUUAUGAUUGACCAGAGAACUGGUGAAAUAUUUUUGAAGGGAGAGCUUGACUAUGAAACCACUCCCAGGUAUAGAAUCGACGUUGUCGCUAAAGACAGAGGUACUCCAGAGAUGGAGGGACAUUGUAGCGUGGAAAUGGAAGUAGUGGAUGUGAACGACAACGCUCCCGAAAUUGUGCUCACUUCCCUCCCAAGCCCAGUUCGCGAGGACGCGCCGAAUGGUACUGUAGUGGCGCUGAUCAGUGCGCGAGACCUUGACGCUGGCGACAAUGGGAAGGUGACUCUGGUCGUUUCGCUUGGCUUUCCUUUUAUUUUGAAACCAUCGUUUUCUGAUCAUUAUGCGCUGGUUACUAAUGGUAUUUUAGACCGAGAGACUUUCUCAGAGUAUAAUAUCGAAAUAACAGCAAGUGAUGCAGGUUCGCCUUCCCUUACCACCAAAAAAAUAAUACCGGUUAAUAUUCUUGAUAUCAACGAUAACCCACCCAGUUUUACAGACUUAUCCUAUAAUGUGUAUCUGACUGAGAAUAACGCACCGGGCUCUAUACUGGGUACAAUAUCUGCUUCGGAUCCGGAUUUAGGAGACAAUGCUAAGAUCUCCUACUCUAUCUUAGACUCCAAAGCGGGGGAUAUGUCUGUUUCUUCAUAUGUUUACAUUAAUGCGGAAAACGGCAGCAUCUACAGCAUGCAAUCUUUUGACUAUGAGAAAGUGAAGGUAUUUCAGGUCCAGGUACAGGCGAAAGACCAAGGCUCCCCAUCUCUGAACAGUACUACCACUGUUCAUGUCUUCAUAUUGGAUCAGAACGACAAUUCUCCAAUCGUUAUUUAUCCCUCUGCUGGCAUGGGAUCUGUCUCCAAUCAGAAUAUACCCAGAUCUGCUAAAGCAGGACACUUGGUUACCAAGGUAACAGCAGUGGACGCUGAUUCGGGCCACAACGCCUGGAUUUCUUAUAAGUUGGUGGAGGCUACAGAUGCCUCUUUGUUUAGUAUGAAUCUUUAUACAGGGGAGGUCCGGACUAAACGUACAAUUUCAGAUCAGGAUGAUUCCUCUCACAGAUUGCUGAUAGAGAUCAAGGACAAUGGUGAGCCAAUCCAGUCUACCACGGUGACAGUUGGCGUAUCGUUAGAAGACGGAAUUCACGAGCCUGUCUUGGAUUACCGACAAAGAGCACACGAACCGGGCAAGAAACAUGGGGAAAUCACCUUUUAUUUGAUCAUCGCACUGGCGUCGAUUUCUGCCGUAUCUUUGUUGACGUUUGUAAUACUGACAGUAAAGUGCGUCCGAAGCGGCAGAAGGCGUACAUGUUGCUGUAUGCGUCGGGGCGACCCAGAGCAGCACAAGAACAGAAACCUGCACAUCCAGCUGAACACUGACGGUCCUAUUAAGUACGUGGAGGUCCUGGGAGGGGACAUGUUGUCUCAGAGGCAGUCCUUCAAG